Chlorella variabilis is the source of this 1269-nucleotide messenger RNA. RefSeq lists its product as hypothetical. NCBI's taxonomy places the organism in Eukaryota, Viridiplantae, Chlorophyta, Trebouxiophyceae, Chlorellales, Chlorellaceae. Bases 1 to 1269 code for a protein of 422 amino acids. The record is from RefSeq and is a predicted model, not a curated record. Gene Ontology annotation, biological process: response to endoplasmic reticulum stress. The transcript has 7 exons.
AUGGGGGCGGGGCGCAAGACGUUCAGCUAUGACUGCGACACACGCAAUGAGACCAACUACCGCUUCGAGCAGCAGCAGAAGAACCUGGGCACGCAGCUGGGGGGCGUCAUCUUCAUGUGCAACAGCAGGACGUACCGAACCUGCAUGGACAACAUGAUGUUUGGCCUGCCCUCCCCCCACUGGUGCUACGUGCAAUAUGUUCGGGCCGGGAUGCCGCUGUUCCUGUUCAACUUUGAGACCAAGGAGCUGCACGGAAUCUUCAAGGCAGCCAGCGACGGCGACUGGGAGAUCGACCCGUACGGCUGGACGGACGGCAGCCGUCGCACGCCCUACCCCUGCCAGGUGUCUGUGGAGGUGUACCUGGCCUGCCCGCCUGUGCCUGCCGACCAGCUGCGGGGCGUCAUCGCCGAGAACUACCAGGGCAACACAGACAAGUUCCAGCUGGUGUGUGUGAUGGUGGUGGCAACAGUGGUGGUGGCGGUGGUGGUGGUGGUGGUGGUGGUGGUGGUGGUGGUGGUGGUGGUGCAAGAGCUGAGCAAGAAGCAGGCGGCGGAGCUGUGCGCCCUGUUCCGGCGCAAGCGGGAGGGCGCCGGCGGCGCCGCGGCCGCGGCGGCGCUCGACGGCUGGCCCGGCCUGGUCGCCGGCGGCGGCCAGGCGGCCGCCGCGGCGGCGCCCGCCCAGUUUGUGCCCAGCGCCGCGCCUGCCGCGGCCGCAUGGGCGGGCCAGCGCGGCGCGUACGCCGCCAACGGGGGCCGCUCCCACGGCCCAGAGGCGAGGGAGGCAGAGCCUGCGGGGCCGCCAGACCAGGGAGGCAAGACGUUUGCCCAGCUGCAGGCAGAGGAGGAGCGCAAGGCGAAGAAGGCAGCCAAGAAGCAGCAGCAGCAGCAGCAGCAGCAGGCGGCAUCCAGCCGGCCGGCCUCUGCCGCCGGCGGCAUGCCGGUGCCCUCGGCGGCCCUGCAGCAGCUCCCCAUGUCAGCGCUCUCCCAGGUCGGCGCCGCGGGCGGGGCGGCCACCUCGGCCGCCGCGGCGGCCGCCGCCAACCGCACGGAGCAGCAGCAGGCGGCGGGCGCACCGCAGGCGCAGCAGGCGGCGGCGGCGGCCGGCAGCCGGCCCGCGGCCGCGGCGCCUGCCGCGGCGGCUGGAGCGUCCUCUGCCGGCGGCAGGCCUGGUGUGGACCUUUUGGGCGAUGAGCUGUCUGGCCUCAAGGCCACGCUGGCGCCUCUCAUCCGGAACAUGCUGGACCUCAAGGCGCGCACACUUUCUUUUUAA